Molecule: messenger RNA, 285 nt
Organism: Kluyveromyces marxianus DMKU3-1042
Lineage: Eukaryota; Fungi; Ascomycota; Saccharomycetes; Saccharomycetales; Saccharomycetaceae
Gene: MIC12
Product: Mic12p
Exons: 1
Coding region: 1-285 (94 amino acids)
Biological process (GO): cristae formation
Cellular component (GO): mitochondrial crista junction; MICOS complex
Source: RefSeq, a predicted model, not a curated record
AUGUCCAAGAUUCUAAAAUUGACAGGAUUCACUACUCUAAGCACGCUUUUGGGAGUGUCGUACUACUACUAUGUGAUUGACAGACCUAUAUACCAAAACACCGGUUUGUACAAAACCAGCAAGCAAGUCGAGCGGGUUAUUGAUAACAAGGCCGAGUUUGUGUAUGAACGUAUGGGGCUCGAACCACAACUCGUAGUUCAGAGACCAUUUACGGAGACGGUGAAGGAUAUCUGGAACAAAGAGGUCCGUAAUACGGCCAACUGGUUGUACUCCUGGGGGAGAUAG